AUGGGUCUCGUCGACUACUCCGAGUCCGACUCCUCGGACAACGAAGCCCCCGCGGCCCCCAAGCCCGUCGCGCAAACCCAGCAAAACCGCCCGUCGAAGAAACCCUUCCAAAAAGUCGUCGACCGGUCCAACCCGGGCAAAAUCGUCCUCAACCUGCCUCAGCCCAAGGCAGAUGGCGCCGCAAACACUAGCGAUGAACCGCCCGCGAAACGCGCCCGUACAGGCGGCAAAGGCGGCAUGUUCUCGGGUCUGAACUCGUUCUUGCCGCCGCCGAAGAAUGCGAACAAGCCGGUUGUUUCUUCAUCCGGUGCCAUCUCGAAGCCGAAACCCGGGGUCAAUCUGAAGACGAGUGCGGCGCCUGGCUUCAGCCGUGAGGGAGAAGACGAAGAAGGGCAACCGGGCAGCGGCGGUGGUGGUGGCCUGAACCUACCUCCUCCUAAAUCACAAGCCGCCCCGUCGAUACCUGAAGAGCAAAAGGCGGCCGAGGAUGUCAAACUAGUUGGCAAGCCUCUCAUGUUCAGGCCUCUUUCAGUGGCCAGGAACCCAAAGAAGAAGAAAGCGCCCAAGGCUGCGGCACCUGUGGCCCCAUCUACCGCUAAGAGUGUGAUAUCAGAAGGACUACAAGCCGCACCCCAACCAGCACCAGCUCCAAAGAAGGUCUCUUUGUUUUCACUCCAUACGGAAGAAUCAUCAGGUCCCUCUGCCUCGUCUGGUCAGGAUGGCGCCUACGAGCCUUUGUUUGACACCCAAGAUACCGCCACAGAGUCUGUCACGGGCCCAUACGCAACCCAACAGCAGCACAUCCCCACAGCAGCAGUCUCAAACCAGUCCGAGUCUCUGCAAUACAUCGUAGACGACCUCAAUCUCUCCGCCGCAGAAAGGCGGGAGCUUUUCGGCCGUGGCGGCUUGAGCGCCGCGCAAUCCGCCAAGAAGGUCAUCAACUUCAACAUGGACAGGGAGUACCAGCACAACCGGGAGGUACAGGCUUCCGGGGAGCAGCAGAUACACAACCCUCUGCGCUCCAUCAACGCCGAGGGCAAGUCCAGCCUCAAGCAGCUCGUGCAGAACGCACAGACCCAGCGGGAGGCGCUGGAGGAGAACUUCGCCAAGGGGAAGUCCAACCGCAAGGAGGCGUCCAGCAGAUAUGGUUGGUAG
Molecule: messenger RNA, 1155 nt
Organism: Clonostachys solani
Lineage: Eukaryota; Fungi; Ascomycota; Sordariomycetes; Hypocreales; Bionectriaceae
Source: the annotation of a GenBank genome assembly